AUGGUAGUACAAAAUACAAUUAUUUUCGGUUUCAAGAUGGCAGUAAGUAAUCCCUUGAAGUUUACUAAAAAGAGACUAGUUGCAACAAAUGAGCGUCUAUUGAGAGAAAAUCCGAUUUUAAGAGAAAAUACUAUCGGUAGUAAUAAAGACAGAGAGAAGAAGAAUUCUAGGUUGCUUAGGCUCAACUCUACUUUGAAUGGCUCUCCAUGGCUUCUUGCUAGGGAUUUUAAGAUCAUUAGGCAGGCAGCAGAAUCAACUGGUAAUUCAGAAAUUUCAGAUAGAAGCAUUUCAGCAUCCAAGCUUUUAACCGAUACCUUGAUGAUUGAUGCUAAGGAAAGUCUUGAUAAAAUUCGAGCUAGAUUAAUGGCCCAUCCCUCUGUCAUGGUCAUUCAGAAAGAAAAGGAAGCUCUUGGGGAGUGCACAUUAAGAAAAAUUUUGGAUCAGAAUGUUAACCCGCGAGUUGCGAUACACGGACACUUUCCACUCAAUGAGUAG
Dovyalis caffra is the source of this 495-nucleotide messenger RNA. NCBI's taxonomy places the organism in Eukaryota, Viridiplantae, Streptophyta, Magnoliopsida, Malpighiales, Salicaceae. The record is from the annotation of a GenBank genome assembly.